AUGAUUCGCAAGAAGGUACUUAGCAUCGGCAACAACUCCGCGACCCUUCUCGUGCAGGACACGGAGGCUGGCGGGGCGUUACGCGUGCUGCGCCGCAUGAAUGUGGCAGGGUGGGCCGCCGAGGAGGUGAGCACGGCAGUUCGGAUGUACGAGGAGCUGCACAAGCGCCGCCUGCGGGGCUUCGUGCCGAUCCACACCGUCCUCAUCCAGAGCUCCUUUCUCAGCGUCGUCGCCUCAUACGCCUCGGAGGGCGAUGUCACGACCUUAAUAGAGGAGGAAGAGCACAGCUCGCUCGAAGAGGCCAGCGUGCUGCGGUGGCUCUGCGCGUGCGCGCUGGCGAUUCGGCAGCUGCACCUGCACAAUCUCUUCUUCCCAGGCCUUACAGGGGAUCGUCUCUUUCUGGACCACCACACGGGUGGUACGGCAAACCUCCUCCUCGGCGUGCCGCUACCCCUCCCGGUCUACUAUUCGCAGCUGCAAGAACGGAAGAAGAGCGGUGUGCGCGUAGAACUCGACUACCCACCCGAGGUUCUCGCAGCACCUGCGGCACAUCCCAACGGCGGCGGCGAAGGCGCGAACCACAGCACCAGGAGUGGCAGCGGCUAUCACCCCACACUGAGCGACGUGUGGUGUCUGGGUCGACUCGGCGUGGUGCUACUCACGGCAAAGGGCACAAACAUUGCGCGACGCUCUGGCACCGCACGCCAGCUUCUCUCUCGCAUGAUGGCAGACGAGCCAGCGACGCGACCGUCAAUGGAGAGCGUUGUCCAGUCACUAGUUGCCUUGGCUGGCACCAUCAGCUUGGGCCAACCACCAUGGCCCUCACACCCGGCCACCGCCCCCUCUACCACCUCUGCGCAAGUCGCGUCCGCAAGCUCGGCUCCUGCCAUCGCGAGUAGACAGCCGCACAUCGCCGCAUCUGGAAGCACUGGCGGGAGUGCGGCGACUGUAGUGCAGUCGGCCACUGCCGAAAACCGUAGCGCCGGUGGAGGGGCAUCCAAGGCCCAGUGCACGACAAAGGGUGCCUCCAGUCGCCCACCAAGCUCCACCACGUCCUCAACUCCGCCUGAUGUGCCGUCCACUCGCGUACAUAAUAGUCAGCGCCACCCAGCCGAGACACCUGCUACCGUAGAACACUCGUCACCGCCACCACCGAUGUCGGCACCCACCCCGCACCUCGACCACCCCGGACGUCCUACGCACGCGCCGGACGACAGCUGGUAUCGCCGUGCAGGGGCGAAGUUUGAGCUGCUGCAGCGCAUGAAUGCGAGCCCGCCGAAGCAGCACGCCUUCAUCGGAGGCGGCGAGACACCGCAAGGGACUUCACGCGGCGAGCACGGUCAUCAUCACCUUCGCGGGUCGACAAGCAACCUCCGCAACACGAAAUCGCCCAGCCCGCGACACAACAGCCGAGGUGGCCUCAUCGACCACAACACGCGCGUGCUGGACGAGAUUUUUGCGGAGCAAGGUGAGCUGCUGCGGAAGGCGGGGAUAUGGCCCCUGUCUCCGCGGCGGCGCGUGGACGAUGCCAAGCAGUUUCAAAGAGAAACGCUGCGGCAGCUGCGGCUGGAGACGGCAGCGCGCCAACAGGAGAUGCGAAAGCAUUUCACUGAGUGGCAGCGGCAGAACAAUCAGCGGCUCACCGACGCCGACAAUGUGGAUGUGAUCGACCAGGACGGCAUUGUCAUCGUCGCUCCUCGCUCCGCCCCACCACACGAGUUUCUCCCAGUUGCCACGGCUGCGCCUGCAGCUGAGAGCGAGGAGAUGGGCGCUGGUGUGGAGCCCCCGAAGUCGAGGGCUCAGCUCACGGAAGACGCUCAGAGUGAAGCGUCGCCUUGCCAGACACCACUGCCCGCCUCACCGCCACCACCAAACUCGACUUCACGACCGUUAACACCGCGUGCCAAAACGCCAGCCGGCGGCAGCAACUCGGCAGCCGCGGUCAACGCGUAUUCCACGCGGUACAGUGGGAACAUGCCGCGACCUUCGCACACAUUCUUGUCGACACAGGAGGCGUAUGGCGCACGUAGCGCCGGAUUCUCUGCGCUGCCGCUGCGCGGUGCCACUUCCCCACGUCUGCCAUCACCGCCGCCGAACCCCGUGCAGCCGUACUCUCUUCGGAGCAACGACUCCUCUGGACAUGUCACCAGCCCAUCGAGCGACGGCGACGAUCGCCCCAUGCACAGUGCCGACGGCGGCGGCCGCUCGGUGCUGAAGAGCUCGACGGAUGUUGGCACGCUCUCCGCUGUUGAGUGGACUAUUGACGGCAUCCGCAGCACCUUGCGUGCCCUGCUACGGAACCGCAACCUCUACGGCGAGACCAUGCAGGAGGUGGCGCUGUUUAUCAGUCAGCCGGAGGAGGCUCGGCUGGCGGCGCGCGCGAACGAGAUUUUCAUGAAGCGGCUGCGCAAGUUGCUCCGCGAUGACGCGCUCUUUUUCAGCGCGGUGCCGCUCUGUGCGCAACUGGCGGCACUGGAGGGACUCGAACACACCCUGCGCGACUCCUCCAGCGGCCGCCCUUCUCGGCAGAGGUAUUAG
This is a messenger RNA of Leishmania mexicana MHOM/GT/2001/U1103, 2538 nucleotides long. RefSeq lists its product as hypothetical. NCBI's taxonomy places the organism in Eukaryota, Euglenozoa, Kinetoplastea, Trypanosomatida, Trypanosomatidae. Bases 1 to 2538 code for a protein of 845 amino acids. Gene Ontology annotation, biological process: protein phosphorylation. The record is from RefSeq and is a predicted model, not a curated record. Gene Ontology annotation, molecular function: protein kinase activity; ATP binding. The transcript has a single exon.